GGCCUAUUAAAUAGUAAUCCCUAAAGGCGUAUUCUACUCUCAUAAACGGCCCCUCAUUGCCACCAUGCCGUCGCCUAACAGCUCCCCCAAGGGCACAUCAUCCACCAAGAAGAAACACGCACCUACUUCCGCUAUUUCGACUUUGGGAAGUACAAUAGCUCUACCGCUGAACACGUUAACCUCGCUUUUGACUCUCCAAAAUGCUGAAGACAGUAAACCGAGGCUUUCAAAACUAUCAUGGCUUCCAGAUAUUGUUGUAUACAAGUCUUCUAUUUUGCCCAUUGUACUAGGUCCGGUCUUGACUGUGACGUUGUUCUCGGCUGGUGUCGCCGCUGCAAGCCUGUGGUGGGAUAAAGAAGUAGGGCUAACGAACAAUGUGGUACCUCUUCUGAGUGUCGUGGUGGGAUUAUUGCUUGUGUUUAGGAACUCAUCAGCUUAUGAGCGUUAUGCCGAGGGUCGCAAGGAUUUUACUUGCCUGAUAUCUACUGCACGCAAUCUUUCACGCAAUAUUUGGGUUGCUGUCUCGCUUCCUUCACCAUCCAAUGGGGCUGCAGAAAUUCAAAUAAGCAGAAAUAAUCUGACGGAGGAGAAAAAGAAGGUGAUAAGACUUGUGGUAGCUUUUGUAAUAGCCACAAAGCAUCAUCUGAGAGGAGAAGAUGGCGUGCAACAUAAUGACCUCAAAGGCCUCCUUCCCACGACCAUGAUGAAUUCCAAAAAUUGGCGAUCUAGUUUCACCCCUCCAAGCUUCGUUUCCACACAGCACCUUUCCAGCUCGCCUAAUGCGUAUGACGACCACGAAAUUGACGAAGAAACUUCUCUAGGUCUGGUCUCUUCAUCGCCCAUCGUGGCACCUGGCCAGUCCGGAUCUUCUAAUCGGUGGAGAACUGCGAAUAACAGUUCUUCGCAUGGCCGAGUCUCUGCAGCAUUAAAAGAAGGGCCUUGCGUAGGAACAGGUCUGAAAAGACGGCCCACGGCUAUAAGAAUAAUCGUGGCUGACCAUGAUGCCAAUGGAAAGAGGUCUGGCUUGUUUUCAGGCAAUCGAGAGGAAAAUGGUAAAGUGGAUGAACGUACGCCAAUGAUCAAAACGCGUGUAAAAUCCGGUCCAUUAAUAUCACUUGGGGAACCAGGAGGAGCGGAGAUAGGCCUCGGAAAAAUGGUUCAAUUGGGGCUUCCCCUUAUUAUAGCACACGAAAUUAGUCGCUCCAUAUUCAAAUUUAGAAGAAUGGGCUGCUUGGAGACUGGUGGCCCUGCUGGUCUGAACUCCCUACAAGCGGCUGUGUCGUCCAUGAUAGAUCAGCUUGGCUCUAUGGAGCGAAUCGUCCAGACUCCACUACCAUACGUCUUUUGCGUCCAUCUCAAACAAGUUGUUUCUCUUUACCUUUUCAUCCUUCCAUUUACCCUUGUGGAUGCAAUGGGCUGGAAGAUGGUAUUCAUCAUGUUUUGCAUCAGCAUGACAUUCAUGGGCGUCGAGGGUAUAGCUGCAAUGAUUGAACAACCUUUUGGGACGGACCCCAGUGACUUGAACUUGGACUUAUACUGUACAGAGUUGCUUUGCGAGUGCGAAGGUCUCAUUGAAUGUCUCUCUGAAGGUGAUGAAGGGGACAUGCCGAUCUAUAGCAGACCUAUUAUUGUAGAUCAAGCCACGGUCGACUUGAGUGCUGACGACAGAGAGGACGAUUGAAACACUUGGGCCAUUUCCCUUUUCUUAUUAUCAGGCUACAAACGCUUUGUUUGUCGAUGACCCAUAUAGAGUAGAAGUGAAUGCUAAGUCCUCCUUCAUCGUUCUCUCUAGCGAGAGGCAAGCGGAUCAAACCGUCGAUAACGCGGAUGGGAUGGGCGAUUGAACGAAAACCGGAUGCCAACUAUGAGUGUGCCAAGAUGAGACUUUCCUUUUCGUGCACAUAUAGCCCG
This is a messenger RNA of Cryptococcus deneoformans JEC21, 1911 nucleotides long. RefSeq lists its product as hypothetical. Gene Ontology annotation, molecular function: chloride channel activity. The record is from RefSeq and is a predicted model, not a curated record. Lineage: Eukaryota; Fungi; Basidiomycota; Tremellomycetes; Tremellales; Cryptococcaceae. Bases 65 to 1681 code for a protein of 538 amino acids. The transcript has 10 exons.